This is a messenger RNA of Mytilus californianus (California mussel), 4826 nucleotides long. RefSeq names its product high mobility group protein 20A-like. Gene Ontology annotation, cellular component: nucleus. The coding region runs from base 143 to 1450 and encodes 435 amino acids. Gene Ontology annotation, biological process: regulation of gene expression. NCBI's taxonomy places the organism in Eukaryota, Metazoa, Mollusca, Bivalvia, Mytilida, Mytilidae. The transcript has 11 exons. The record is from RefSeq and is a predicted model, not a curated record.
UUCCGGUCCAAAUAAAGCAGAUGAUUUUUUUGCGGUAAUUAUUGUAUAUAAAAUUUCCUUCUUCGCUGCUGUCCUCAUAGAAAAAGUGUAACACUUUUUGAAACUUUUUGUAAAGGGUAAUAAAGAAUGCUAGUGGAAGAUAAUGGAAACUAGUUUGACAGAACUUCAUGAUGGUGAAGAAAGUCUUGGAUGUUUGAAUGAACAUGACAAACCAGAAUUACCAAUUGUUGGAAUUUUACCAACAUCUUCAACACCAUAUUCACUGCCCCAGAACUGUCUUGGAAUAGUUUUAGUAGAUACUUCCUCUCGGAAUGUACAGUUAGCUGCUGAUCUUAACGGUGUUUCUUGCAACUACAGUGAUGCUACAGAACUUCCAGGGAGACAACUGGUACAGUCAACUAUAGCGAUUCCAGGUAUUUUUCAACAAGUUACCCCAUCAGAGAUAGAUGAGGAACAUGUUAAUAAUGUUUAUAGUACAAACCAUGUAGGUAAUGUCUGUGAGGACAGUUUAGAUGGAGGAAAUCUUAUUCAACAGAAUCAAUUGACGAACACAACAAAUCUUCAGAAUGGAAUGAAGAAGCAGGAGGGACCAUUAAAAAAGAAAGGUGGAUGGCCAAAAGGAAAAAGAAGGAAAGAAGUUCCUGAACUUAUUACUCCAAAGGCACCUCCUACAGGUUAUGUGCUGUUUGCAAUGCAGAGAAGACUUGAAAUAAAAGAAGAACAUCCAGAAGUAGCAUUUUCACAAGUAACCAAAUUGUUAGGUCAUGAAUGGACAGCCUUAGACUCUGACAAGAAACAGAAAUAUCUAGAUGAAGCAGAUGAACUAAAGAAAAAAUAUAUUGAGGAAAUGAAAAUUUUCAAAGAAUCUGACGCUUAUAAAAAUGUGAUGAAAAAGAAACGGAAAGCAAGUGAGAAUGGAUUAAAUGAAGGAGAACUGGAAGGUUGUACUAAAAGUUGUAUUGAGGAAGAAAUGAACUGUUUAUUCUGUGAGAUAUGUGAUAUGUAUUUUACAAGUGCUCAUAAUAAGAAAGAACACAUGUUUGGCCGACAACACCUUCAAAAUAUAUCAGGAGAGAUUAAAAGACAGUCAACAGAAAAAAAUAAACAAAAACAUGCUGAACAUUUUAAUACAACUGAAGAUUCUGAUAGUGAACAGACUAUGUCAAAUGGACCUGUGGAUAUUCAGGAAUUUAUAAAUUCUUUUAUGGCUCAAAAUCAUGAGCGAGAAAUAGAGAUAUCUAGGUUAAGACAUACUGUUAAAUUAGCAAGAGAAGAAAAUUCCUCUCUGUAUAAACAAAUUGAAGAAUUUAAGAUGUAUGAAAACAGAUUAUCUAAUGAAUUAGAAGCUAAUAAACAGUACUGUCAAAAUAUAAUUAGUCAGACAGAGACACUUAAAAUGAUAUCUAGUACAUUUAGUGCAAUGUUUGGAAUCCUUAACUUUGAAGUAUGACAAAGGACAUGCUUAGUUUAUUUCAGUACAGUUCCAUAAGGAUGAAAGAGUUCAUUGAGGUUGUUUCUAGAUAUCUAACUCUUUACAGCAUACCUUAUGAUUUCUGAGGUGAUGGAAGAGGGUUCUCUUCUCCUCCCACCCCCUUUUUGUCGAGCCUUCGACUUUUGUCGAAAAAGCGAGACAUAGCGAUCCUACAUUCCGUCGGCGUCGUCGUCGGCGGCGUCCACAAAUAUUCACUCUGUGGUUAAAGUUUUUGAAAUUUUAAUAACUUUCUUAAACUAUCCAGGAUUUCUACCAAACUUUGACAGAAGCUUGUUUAUGAUCAUAAGAUAAUAUUCAAAAGUAAAUUUUGUAAAAAAAAAUUCCAUUUUUUCCGUAUUUUACUUAUAAAUGGACUUAGUUUUUCUGCCAAGAAACAUUACAUUCACUCUGUGGUUAAAGUUUUUGAAAUUUUAAUAACUUUCUUAAACUAUCCUGGAUUUCUACCAAACUUGGAAAGAAGCUUGUUUAUGAUCAUAAGAUAGUAUCCAGAAGUAAAUUUUGUAAAAAAAAAAAUCCAUUUUUUCCGUAUUUUACUUAUAAAUGGACUUAGUUUUUCUGCCAAGAAACAUUACAUUCACUCUGUGGUUGAAGUUUUUGAAAUUUUAAUAACUUUCUUAAACUAUCCUGGAUUUUUACCAAACAUGGAAAGAAGCUUGUUUAUGAUCAUAAGAUAGUAUCCAGAAGUAAAUUUUGUAAAAAAAAAAAUCCAUUUUUUCCGUAUUUUACUUAUAAAUGGACUUAGUUUUUCUGCCAGUUAACAUUACAUUCACUCAGUGGUUAAAGUUUUUAAAAUUUUAACAACUUUCUUAAACUAUCCUGGAUUUGUACCAAACUUGGACAGAAGCUUGUUUAUGAUUAAAAGCUAGUAUCUAGAAGGAAAUUUUGUUAAAAUUUUGUUUGAUUUUUUCCGUAUUUUACUUAUAAAUGGACUUUGUUUUUCUUCCAGUUAACAUUACAUACAGUCUGCAGUUUAAGUUUUUAAAACAUUUAUUAGAUUUAUAAACUAUCCUGGAUUUUUACCAAACUUGGACAGAAGCUACUAACAAUCAAAAGAUAGUAUAGAGAGGAAUAUUUUUAUUUAUUUUUUUCCUCAUUUUUGUUGAGCCUGCGAUUAACAGCAAAAGUAGGCGAGACACUGGGUUCCGCGGAACCCUUACGAAUUUUCUAUUCUCCAACUCUUUUUCUUUCUCUCUCCCCUCUUCUCUUUUCUUACAAAACCUCGCCUCCCUUCUUUGUGUUGUUUUCCAAUAAAACACUGGAGAUACUUCAUGAUACAAAGUUGCUUACCUUGUGAACAUUAUUUUUAAAUUGUAAACAAGAGUUAACCAACAUCUGAUCAAUCUUCAAUAUCUGCAAUAUAAUGUUUUUCUUUGGCCAGUUUUCAAAUGACAAUCAUUUGUAUAAAAUGACUACCAUAUAAUUUCAAUGGGAACUAUGUGUCACCAUUGACCCUAUGUUUUCCAUCUUCUUACCUUAAAUAAGGAUUGUAGAGGUUGACGAAUCAUCAAUCAUGUAAAGUUUCAAAUUAACCAGAAUACCAGAGGUAAUAUAAUACUCAGUACAACCAUUUUUUGCAAAUUCUGUGCACUUGUACUUUGAAACAACAUUUUUGAAAAUUAAUCAGAAUCAAAGAGUGACAUGUUUUUCAUCCGAUCAAAACUAUAUCAAACUGAUAAGUAACCUACAAAAUAGGGAGGAUAUACCCUCUACAUCCAACCUGAAUCUUCUACUGUUCCACAUAGUACAUACCAAGUUUGGUAAAGAUGGGGAAUGAAAUGUCAGAGGAGAGGAAAAAAAAGAUUUACCAGGAAUUAUAAAAACAUUGGUCACUGUAGCAAACUGCAACAAUCAACUGCUACAUCAUCCACAUAUUCUAACUUUUUUUAUUUGAAAUGUGAUGGCAUGUUACAGGCAUUUAACUACCCCCUUACAAACCAACAUCCAGACAGGUAUUUUUAUAAAAAUAAAUCACCUUUUAUUAAAAAUCAAUUAAAUGUCUUGACUUCCUUAUUUCUUACUCCUUUGUCCUUUUGCAUGAUAAAGCCUCAUGUUUAACCGCAGCAAGUAUUCAUUCUUUAAUAGUUUAGCUGCCAGUUUUUAAUGAAUUAGUAAAUCUGUUGUAAAUGGUACAAUCUAAAGUAUAAACUUUUCCAGCAAGCAAAUGACUGCAAUUAUUUCAAAAAAAAACUAGCCAGUUUAGUCUUCAUGGUUUAUGAUUUGAAACAAGCUUGUUUUUUUCUUUAAAGAAGAUUUUGAUGAUUCAUACAAACAUUCAUCAACUUAUUCAUCUUUAGUGUUUUGUUUUUCUUAUUUUACUAUUUGUAUCCUUCUUCUGCUCUCCUUUCUCCAGGUCUCCCUUUACCCUUUCUAUUCCUCACCUCUUAAAGUAAAGAAUCAGGUCGUGCAAGACGAGCCUUGCAUCCAAAAAAACUAAGCCUCCAUCAAAUCAUUUUAAAGUUGGCAAUAUUGUUAAGGUUGAUCAUCAGUAUAUAUUUCCUCAGAUAGAAUUUUCUUAUACUUUGCUAAAAUGAAGAUUUUACUAUGUUUUUUUCAAAUAUAUGAUAAAAAGUAAGGGUCACCAUGCUAUUUUUUAAGCUACAAGUCGUGCAAUAUUGCCCAAAUUUGCAUAGAUUGUUCAUGAAAAAACUCAUUUUUGUGAAUAAAAAUAAAUCUAUGAGACAGAAUUUUGAAAUAAAAUAUGAGAAGAUAGGUUUUAUAAUAUGCUUUAAAAAAACAAAGAGAAAAAAUGGUGUCACCAAACUUGUUUUCUUGCUACAAGUAAAAAAUGAAAAUUUCACUAUCAUUUCAGUAUGAAUUUUUACUAUAAAAUUAUCUCCCCUUAUUUGGCUUAAUUGAAAAAUUGAUUCUAAAAAUACAAUUAUUUGGUAUUUAUUUAAAAAAUUUUGGAUAAUGCAUUAAAUCACUUAUUUUUCUUUAUACAAAUAAACAGUCUCACAAUUAAAUUGCAAGUCUGUCUCAAAAUUUGCAGAUUUAGGCAAAGAACUAGACCAAUUGUGUACUGCUAUUGUACAAUCAAAGAUGGGGGUAUACAGUAAAUCUACCUUAAGAACCUCUUAACAAGAGCCAGUCAAGGUCUUUAAAAACUUCCAUAUAUAUAUAUAUACCUCUUAACACUGAUCCAGUUAGAAUUUGACUGAUUUCAUUUUUGUUGUUGAGAAUUAUGCCCCUUGAUAAAUGAGAAAAUAACUGUUAUAUUUUGGUUUUGGUACAAAAACUUCAUUAGCAUCAAAGGAAUGUUUUUUUAUGUUUACUAAACACAUGGUAAGUUAACAUAUGUUGUGUACAAGUUAUCAUUUUGUACAAAAAAAAUUGU